Molecule: messenger RNA, 1775 nt
Organism: Emericellopsis atlantica
Lineage: Eukaryota; Fungi; Ascomycota; Sordariomycetes; Hypocreales; Bionectriaceae
Product: peroxysomal citrate synthase
Exons: 2
Coding region: 81-1583 (500 amino acids)
Biological process (GO): tricarboxylic acid cycle
Molecular function (GO): acyltransferase activity, acyl groups converted into alkyl on transfer
Source: RefSeq, a predicted model, not a curated record
UUUCAAAGUGAGCUAUCUGAGACCAAUUUUGCUCCUCAGAAACCCGGUAUACUCAUCUGUAGUGCCGAAUUGCUCUUAAGAUGGCGAUCAGAAAGCUCGCCCACCCGUCGUUGACGGUUACUGACAACCGCACCGGAAAUACCUACGAGCUGCCCAUUACUCACAACAGCGUGCUUGCCACAGACAUCAAAAAGAUCAAGGCUCAAGCUGGGACGAACAAUGACCGGCCAGAGGACGAGACGGACCAGGGCCUCAGGGUCUACGAUCCGGCGUACAUGAACACGGCCGUCGUCCAAAGCCGGAUCACAUACAUCAAUGGCCAGGAGGGCAUUUUGCGGUACCGCGGCUAUCCCAUCGAACAGCUUGUCAAGAAGAGCAACUUCCUCGAGUCUGCUUACCUGCUGAUGUACGGAGAGCUACCGACGACCUCGCAGUACAGCCAAUGGACCGACGAGAUCAUGCACCACACAUACAUCCACAGUGACAUUGAAGCCAUGUUCAAGUCAUUCCGCUACGACUCCCAUCCCAUGUCCAUGUUGACAUCCGCGUUCGCGACAAUGGGCGCUUUUGCCCCCGAGGCCAAUCCGUCACUCCAAGGCCAAAAGCUCUUCACAAACGCCGCGUCAGGAGACCUCGAGUCACUCAAGAUUCUGGACAAGCAAAUCCUGCGCAUCAUCGGAAAGGCGCCCACCCUGGCGGCUGCGUCGUAUCGUAUGCGCCAAGGACGACCCUUCAACCGACCAGCGCAAGGGCUUUCGUACACAGGAAACUUCCUUUACCUGCUCGACAACCUGUCCGGAUACGAGUACCGACCACACCCUGUUCUAGAGAAGGCGCUGGACGCCCUCUUCAUCAUUCAUGCUGACCACGAGGUCAACUGCUCCACGGCGACAGUUCUGCAGGUUGGCAGCUCUCUGGUGGAUCCCUACAGCGUUGUCUCGGCUGGCUGCGCCGCUCUCUACGGGCCUUCGCACGGUGGUGCGUCUGAAAGUGCUAUCCGCAUGCUCAUGGAGAUCGGGUCGCCCGAGAACGUGCCCGGUUUCAUGGCCAAGGUUGAAAAGCGCGAGCGCGUCCUGGUGGGGUUCGGACACCGCGUGUACAAGAACGUCGACCCUCGCUCCACAGCGAUCCGCGAGCUGGCCGAGGAGGUGUUCGCUGUGACGGGACGCAACAAGCUUCUUGAUACGGCCUUGACGCUGGCGCAGUAUGCGAGGGAGAGCGAGUUUAUGCGCAGCCGUAACUUGUACCCCAAUGUGGACUUUUACUCGGGCCUCAUCUACCAAGCCAUGGGUUUCCCUCUAGACUUCUAUCCUGUCCUCUUUGCCGUGCCUCGCUGCGUUGGCUGGCUGGCGCACUGGAGACAGCAGAUGCUCAACCCAUCUGGCGUCAAGAUUUGGAGACCGAGGCAGCUCUAUCUUGGCGAGGGCGAGAGGCAGUAUGUCGAAGCGAGCGAGAGACAAGCCAAUGCCGACAGCACGGUCUUUGACGCGCCGGUGGAAGUGAGCCACGGCGGCGACAGCAAGAGGAACAAUCUUGCCACCUAUAAGGACGAGCGGGGCGAGAUUUUCAAGCCGAGGCUUUGAGCUGCGUUGCGAGAUAGACAGCGUGAUACUGUACAAUUACUACCGAAUUGGUGCACCCAGAGAGAGCCUCAUCAGUUAAUCCAUGUUGUUUUGGCUCAGCCCCUUAACGUUGCAAGGCGCAUGCAGCAAUGCCGAUAUGCAUCUACACGGAAUUAGAUGGAAGCUUCCACGGCAGGAACGAUUGCCCCCACC